Molecule: messenger RNA, 619 nt
Organism: Colletotrichum acutatum
Lineage: Eukaryota; Fungi; Ascomycota; Sordariomycetes; Glomerellales; Glomerellaceae
Exons: 2
Coding region: 38-370 (110 amino acids)
Source: RefSeq, a predicted model, not a curated record
GUUCAUUUGGACAUCGUCACUUCCUCCUGAGAAUUGAAUGCAAACCGAAGAAAAGUGUGUACGUACUACAAUUGUAUUGCGAACGGAUACUUUACGUAGUCCGCCGAACCAAGAACCAAACCAAAACAAACGGCGACCAUUCCACCUGCAAGUCCAGGUCCCCGCUGCGUCUGCGAUCGCGUUUUCUCAAAGAAAGACGGGGACUCCCCUCUCUUCUGCUUCGACCUUUCUCCCGUCUCUUCCCCUCGGCCGCCACAAAAGACGGCACUCGCACGCCCACACCCACUCACUCACAGUAAACACCCACCACCCCAUCAGCACUUACCCUCCUGAGGUACUCCCCCCCCACAGCGCUUCCGACACUCGGUAGAGACCUGAGAGAGAAAGCCAAAAUUAAAAGAGCCCUGAUAUCAUCCUUUCCGGCUCCGUCCCUCCAUCUCCCCACCUCGCAAAUCGGCUCCAAUACAACACUUCACACCCUCGCCUCGCCUCGCCUUUGUCAAGUACCUACUCACCUACUUACCCCCAGUAAAGGCACUUCGCAUUCCGGCACAAACGAACGGGGUUCACACACACCUUACCGUCUUUUCCAACCUGCUCUUCGGAUACCUGAGCUUGC